AUGGACGGCGGCAACUGCACCCAGGACGACAUGACGCUCCGUAGUGCGGUGAUGGAUUCGCCCGUGUGGACCAACUGCUCGAACGCGGCCGGUGCGACGUUGAGGUCGAUUGAGCCGCAGGACGCAGAGAGUGCAAAGACGCUGUGCGGCUCGGCCACGUGCACCGCCUUUCUGUCGUCGAUGGAGAAGCAAACGCCCAACUGUGUCCUGGUGGGCGAUACCCCCAAGAACUCAAUGAACCUCAGGACGAUGUUUCAAAUAUCGUAUGGCUGCACACCCGCCGCUGCGGGGGCGCAAUGCUCGCUCAUCGACUCGGUGAACUUCAAGACUGCUACCGAGACGCCGGUGUGGACCAACUGCUCAACGUUUCUCAAACUACCCCAAGACACAACGGUCGACAAGGUCAUGCUCGAGAAGAACGCCAACGCCACGUCCCUCGCGGCCGGAUUCUGUAACUCGACGUGCCCGCAGUACCUCUUGUCUGUGAUGAAAUUGCUACCGUCGUGCGGCAUGGAGGGCAGGGACCACUCGGAUCCCACGUUGCUCUACACACUUUGCCCCAACGCCAAGCCUGUAAACAAGUCGGGGGCCUCGACGCUAAGUGUUUCCCUCUGGUCUUGUGUCGUUGUGCUUGUCACGGCCGUCGCAACCCUUUUCUAA
Saprolegnia parasitica CBS 223.65 is the source of this 660-nucleotide messenger RNA. RefSeq lists its product as hypothetical. Gene Ontology annotation, cellular component: extracellular region. The transcript has a single exon. NCBI's taxonomy places the organism in Eukaryota, Oomycota, Saprolegniomycetes, Saprolegniales, Saprolegniaceae. Bases 1 to 660 code for a protein of 219 amino acids. The record is from RefSeq and is a predicted model, not a curated record.